AUGGCUGCCCGGGCCUCGUGCGAGCCCAGGUUGGCGACCAGCACGUCCAGAAAAUGUAUGCGGCCUUCAAAACUGACAAUAGAAGACUUAGGCCCAGAAAGCAAGAGCAUUCAAAGACGCAAGUUGUCACAGAAUCUGAAGCCACUGUCCCUUGGGCUGUCCAUCGGGGGCUACCUUUCCCCAUGGCCCAACUACACCAGUGGCCAGACUAUUCUGUAUAAUAGAAAGCCCUGUUCAAUGGAUAAGCAGCAAAAAAAUGUCCAGGAACAGAAACCUCUCGGCAUCACCAAGCCAAGGUAUCUGGAGAAGCUAGAAAACUACCUCCGCAAGGAGCUGCUUCUGCUGGACCUGAGCACUGACUCAGCUGAGGAGCUGCGGCUGCAGCCUUACCGAGAGAUCUUCGAGUUCUUCAUAGAGGACUUCAAAACCUACAAGCCCCUGCUGACGUCCAUCAAGAAAGCAUAUGAGGGAAUGCUGGCCCACCAGAGGGAGAAGAUUCGGUCUCUGGAGCCCCUGAAAGCCAAGCUUGUCACUACGAAUGAGCACUGCAGUGAGAAGAUCCUGGCCAUGAGGGCUGAGGAGAAAUCGGAAAUCUCUGUGCUGAAGAACGAAAAGAUAAAUUUGCUAAAGCUCAUUGACAAGAAAAAUGAGGAGAAAGUGGCACUUCAAACUGAGGUGUUUAAACUGAGAAAGAACUUGGCUGAGGAGUACAUGCGUUACCUCAGCGAGCGAGAUGCCCGCAAGAUCCUCCUAGCUGACCUGAAUGAGCUUCGGUACCAGCGCGAGGACAUGUCCCUGGCCCAGGCCCCUGGUGUCUGGGGGGAGGACCCUGUGAAGUUGACCCUGGCUCUGAAGAUGGCUCGACAAGACCUGACCCGCACACAGAUGGAACUCAACACCAUGAAAGCCAACUUUGGGGAUGUCGUACCCAGGAGGGACUUUGAAAUGCAAGAGAAGAUCAACAAGGAUCUGCAGGAGCAGCUGGAAAGCCUGCAAGGCGAUUAUGAAGAGGUCUGCAAGGAGCAUGAGAUCCUGCUGCAGCUGCACAUGAGCACACUGAAGGAGCGGGAUCAGUUCUAUACUGAGCUGCAGGAGAUCCAUCAAACCUCCACGCCACGGCCCGACUGGACCAAGUGUGAAGCUGUGGUAUCUGGGGGCCAAGAUCGCUGGCUGAUACUGGCCGAGGGCAAGAACAGUGACCAGCUGGUGGAUGUACUCCUAGAGGAGAUUGGCGAGGGGCUGCUACGGGAGAAAGACUUCUUCCUUGGUCUGGGCUAUGGAGCUAAUGUCCCCUCUUUCCUUCGGUUUGAUGGCCGGGUAGAGAACAAGAAGUCCAGCAAGAAGGAAGUGUUGGCUCUCAUCAAAGACAUUUGGAAGGAACGUCUUGCAGAAGAGAGGUUCUGGUCCUUCCCUGUCCUGCAGAAAGGGUCAUUCUCAGAUUUCUUCUUCAAUUUCCUGGAGCAACGCUUUGGGCCCAGUGAGGCUAUGGCCUGGGCUUACACUAUAUUUGAACAUGUCAAGCUCAUCCAGUCCAAUGAAAUCAUGAGUCAGUUCUAUGCAAUCUUGAUAGGAAAGAGGAGUGAGAGUGUCUUCAUCAGGCAGCAGGAGACGCUCGCACAGCUGCAGCGGGAGAUGAUGAGCAUGGACCACCAGGGUGAAGGUGUUUUGACCAUGGAACAGUUAAGCUCUGUCAUCAAGAGCACCUUCCCCCUCAAAAGGGAAGAGAGAAUACAGGAGUUGAUGGCAACAGUGGGCUGGAAUCCCAAAAGCAGUACUGAAGACUCGAUCAACUACCAUUCUUUAUUUACAGAGAACGAAGAGGGCCAGAGUCCACACUUUGUGCAGAAGAUCUGGGAACAGUAUAUGGAUGAAAAGGCAGAGUACUUGGACGAGCUCAAGCAGGAACUAGGCCUGGAACUCACCAGUGCAGUGACCCCAACCAAGGUCCGUGAAGCUCUAAUGAGCAUAGAUCCCAGCCUGGACAAGCAGACCCUGGAUAGCUAUUUGAGCCAAGCCUUCCAGAUCUCCAUAACAGAACUGGCUGAGAGUGAUCAGAAGGAAGAGAAAGAGAUUUCUCUCGAGACGGCACUGGAGCACCUUCGGGUGAUUGACUUUAUACGCACAGUGCCCCGAGAGCAGGAGUCUGCAAUGAAGGUCACUAUGGGCAACUCUCUUACUGCUAACCUCUGA
Molecule: messenger RNA, 2190 nt
Organism: Suncus etruscus (white-toothed pygmy shrew)
Lineage: Eukaryota; Metazoa; Chordata; Mammalia; Eulipotyphla; Soricidae
Gene: TSNAXIP1
Product: translin associated factor X interacting protein 1
Exons: 16
Coding region: 1-2190 (729 amino acids)
Cellular component (GO): cytoplasm
Source: RefSeq, a predicted model, not a curated record